GGAAACAAACGAAGACCCAACAGUAGUCUUUCUUCUUUCCUAAAUUCCUGUUCUUCAUUUUGUUACAGGUGAUGCAGAGAAGUUUACACAUGGAUCCAAAGAGUGGCUUCAACUCACUAACAAAGACCUUCCGCAGCCUCAGACCUCCCGUUCAUCUUCCUCAAGAGCACACUUUCAUUUCUGCUCCCGAAUUCGUUUUCUCUCUCAGAACCAAAUUGCUAUGGCCUGAUGAUUCCGUAGCUUUAAUCGACCCUGUCACUGGUCAACAAAUUUCCUACUCUGAAUUCGCUCGCAGAACUAAGUCCUUGGCGGCCUAUCUGCAGAAAGUAAUUAAACUCUCCAAGAAUGACACAGCAUUUAUACUCUCUCCAAACUCUCACCAACUACCCAUCCUUUACUUCUCUCUUCUUUCUCUCGGUGUUAUCAUCUCUCCGGCAAACCCACUAGCCACAGAGUCGGAGAUCUACCGCCAAGUUCAGUUAUCUAAGCCGGUGAUAGCAUUCGCGGCCUCAUCAACAGUUCACAAGCUCCCAAAACUUAAACACCGGACCGUCCUUAUCGACUCGCCUGAGUUCGAGUCGAUAAUGAUGAAUUCAAGACAUGAAUUUGAUGACGUUGAAGUCAGGCAAUCAUAUCUGGCAGCAAUUAUGUACUCUUCCGGAACCACCGGAAGAGUGAAAGGUGUAAUGUUAACUCAUAGAAAUUUUAUAGCACAAGUUUCGGGCUUCUGUGCAACUGGACAGAAGAGAAAAUCUCCGACAGUUGUGUUAUUUACGAUGCCAUAUUUUCACAUUGUCGGGUUCUUUAAUGUUCUCAAAUCGGUGGCGUUGAGCGAGACAGUGGUGGUGUUGGAGAGGUUUGAUUUGAAGAAAAUGUUAAAGGCUAUAGAAGAGUUUAGGGUUACACAUAUUGUUUUAGCCCCACCGGUGGUGGUGGCCUUGUCUAAGGGUGGUUUAACGGACGGCUAUGAUUUGAGUUCACUUAAGAGUGUUGUGUGUGGCGCAGCUCCUCUUGCAAACGAUACGAUCACCGCAUUUACGGCGAGGUUCCCCACAGUUUUGUUGUUGCAGGCUUACGGCUUGACUGAAUCGACGGGGGGAAUUUUUCGGACUGAAGGUCCCGAAGAAUCAAUUCAUUGGGGCUCUGCAGGGAGGCUUUCAGCGGGAUAUGAAGCAAAAAUUGUGGAUCCUGAGACGAGAGAAGCCUUGCCUCCAUACCAAAAUGGAGAACUAUGGAUUAGAGGACCAUCAAUAAUGAAAGGUUAUGUUGGAGACGAGGAUGCGACUUCUUCUACUUUGUUACCAGAUGGAUGGAUGAGGACGGGUGAUCUGUGUUAUAUCGAUGAUGAUGGCUUCCUUUUUGUUGUGGAUAGACUCAAGGAAUUGAUCAAAUAUAAGGGAUAUCAGGUUGCCCCAGCAGAACUAGAACAAUUGCUUAUUUCUCACCCCGAGAUAAUUGAUGCUGCAGUAAUACCAUAUCCAGAUAAAGAAGCUGGUCAGGUGCCUAUGGCUUUUGUGGUAAGACAACCUCAAAGCACCCUCAAGGAAGAAGAAAUCAUGCACUUCGUGGCAAAACAGGUAGCUCCUCACAAGAAGAUAAGGCGUCUAGCAUUUAUCGAUUCCAUACCUAAGAGUGCAGCCGGAAAGAUAUUAAGAAAGGAGUUGAUUACAAAGGUAGCUCCUUCUCCAGGGACUCCAUCAAGGCUUUAAUC
This is a messenger RNA of Pistacia vera, 1711 nucleotides long. Its product is annotated as 4-coumarate--CoA ligase-like 9. The record is from RefSeq and is a predicted model, not a curated record. The transcript has 6 exons. Bases 72 to 1709 code for a protein of 545 amino acids. Lineage: Eukaryota; Viridiplantae; Streptophyta; Magnoliopsida; Sapindales; Anacardiaceae. Gene Ontology annotation, molecular function: CoA-ligase activity.